Molecule: messenger RNA, 821 nt
Organism: Camellia sinensis
Lineage: Eukaryota; Viridiplantae; Streptophyta; Magnoliopsida; Ericales; Theaceae
Product: germin-like protein 9-3
Molecular function (GO): manganese ion binding
Source: RefSeq, a predicted model, not a curated record
AAAAAAAAAAAAAAAAAAAAAAAAAAAAAAAAAAUCUCGUUCUCACAAAGUACUCUUAAACAACUCUUAUUCCAAAUAAUGGCCUCCUCAAUCUUGUUCAAAUACGCUCUAUUUUACCUUCUCUCUUUCCUUGCCACUUCCUAUACUGCUCAAGCCAGUGACCCAGAUAUUUUAUCUGACUUCAUGGUCCCUGCAACUUUCAACAACCCAAUUGAUGGAAACUUCUUCACCUUCAUCGGAAUGCGCGGACUCCCCGCUAACUCGACAAACCCACCAAUCUUCAAGGUCACAAAAGCCACCAUGGCUGAAUUCCCAGCUCUCAAUGGCCAAAGCGUGUCGAUGGCGGUUCUUCAGUUCCCAGCAGGUGGUGUUAACCCACCGCACACCCAUCCCCGCUCAGCGGAGCUUCUUUUCCUAGUGGAAGGUAGUAUGGAAGUUGGUUUUGUUGACACUACAAACAAACUCUACACUCAGACGCUUCAGGUUGGAGACAUGUUUGUGUUUCCAAAGGGAUUAGUACACUACCAAUACAAUGCCGAUGCCACUAAAGAAGCCACUGCUAUCUCUGCAUUCGGAAGUGCAAAUGCAGGAACUGUGUCUGCUCCAGUGACUCUGUUUGCUACCGGGAUUGAUGAUGGAAUUCUUGCCAAGUCUUUUAAGACCGAUGUUGCUACCAUUCAAAAGCUUAAGGCAGGUCUUGGCGCUAUGGCCUGAGUUAUAUGAGAAGUCAAUUACAUUAAUCAAUCAAGAACCAGUCACCUACCAUUGCAACUGCUUUUUUUUUUACCAUUAUGUCUAUUUUUUUAAAAAAAAUUUCGUUG